UCUAACUUGACUAGGGUCGCCGGAUCUGUACUGUUUGUGGUGCCCAUAUUCGGUUUUCUGUGGAUAUAAUUUUAAACGUUUGAUUCGGGAAAUGCUGAAGUGACUAUGGCCAGCAAUUCCCCACGAAAGCCAGUGAAAGGAAAGAGGGCGUUGCCGUCUGUACCCCCUCCAGAAAGCCCUCGUCUGAGGUCGGUCACAUUUAACGAUGAGAUCAUCGAAACUUCAAUUGGGGGCACUCAGACUGUUGGUAAGAUCAAACAAGACGUUCUCCUCCAUUUUGACGCUCCAGUCACUAUCGGAAACUUACCAGCAAAACUAGCAGACAAAAAUAGUGCCCAGAAACCUGCGCAAUCCUCUGCCAGUGUUAAAGUUGUGCCGAGCUCAGCCGUUGUGGGAAAAGAAAACAAGGGACUUGCUGAGGUCACAGCCACAGCCAAUGAACGACUGUCCACGGAGGAUGCAGCUGCCAAGGUCCCCGCCAACAGCAACAACAAGAACAGUAACACCUCAGCCACGGGGAAGGGAAAAGGUAGCCCAAGAAAGGCUGUGAGGAAUUCUGGUCCAGCCUCCAAUACUUCUUCGCCGUUGGGCGCCAGUGGCGCGAGAAACUCUCUCAACAAUGGCAACAACACCAGGUCCAAGCCAGGGAAAAACUUGUCGUCUUCCUCGGCCGAGUCUGACUCUGGUGUCAGCUCAGGCAGCGAGACUCACAAGAGUGGCGUGCGUCUGUCUCAGCCUGCAACAGACAACGCUGCGAGUACCGGUGGGAAGCCUGUGCCUUCAAGCUCGGCACAUUCACAAGCUGACAAAGGGCCCACGCCAAAGCCUGCUUCCCACAAGGUGAGCUUUGACCUUGAGAAGCCAGCACCCAUCCCAGCUGCUGUGGAGGAGGAGCGUCGCAGCACGCUAGAGUGCAUAGACACGGUCUCCCAGAGUCCCUUCAGGACUCCCACCAGUAAACAGUCUCGCAGACACACCCUGGAGAGUCGGAUAUUUGCCACGCCUGAUUGCUACCAUGAUGUCAGCUUUGGCACGCCUCGUCGGAUGCUGCCGAUGAUUCAGGAUGAGUCGAUGGAUGCAGCCGAGGACGGUGAGGAUAGCUGCAGCAUCAUGGUAGCCGUCAGAGUUCGGCCAUUCAGCCAGAGAGAACUGUCCGACUCCAACACUCGCUGCGUGGUGUCCAUGUUGAACAACGAGACAACUGUCCGCUCCGACAACGGCUCUGUCCACCAGUUUGCUUACGACUUCUCCUUCUGGUCACAUGACCAGGGGUCGGGGGACUUCUGCGACCAGGCCCUGGUGUACAGCCGCCUGGCCCAGCCCCUGCUGGGGAAAGCCUUUGAGGGCUACAACACCUGCCUGUUUGCUUACGGCCAGACGGGCAGCGGGAAGAGCUACUGCAUCAUGGGUCACGGAGCGGAGACGGGGAUCAUUCCCAGGUUUUGCGAGGAGCUGUUUGCACGGGCGGACACCUUGGCCAGCAAAAACAAGGUAAAGGUGAAUGUGGAGAUCAGUUUCUUUGAGAUCUACAAUGAGAAGAUCCAUGACCUGCUGGCUGGGAGCAAGGAGAAGGGGGCCAAGAAAGCCACGCUCAAGGUCCGGGAACACCCGGUGCUGGGCCCGUACGUGGAGGGCCUGUCUACCUACGUGGUCAACUCCUUCGUCGACGUGGAGACGGAGAGCAUCGAGGGCCAGGAGCACGACCACAGCGUCAACAGCAAGAUCAACCUGGUCGACCUGGCAGGCAGCGAGCGGCAGUCCCUGGCGAACACCUCGGGGGAGAGGCUACGGGAGGGAGCUAACAUCAACAAGUCGCUGUUGACCUUGGGCAAGGUCAUCUCCCUGCUGUCGGAGAGAUCGGUGACCAAGAAGCGGAAAAUCUUCAUCCCCUACAGGGACUCGGUGCUCACAUGGCUACUAAAAGAGUCACUGGGCGGUAACUCUAAGACGGCCAUGAUCGCCACCGUGUCCCCGGCCAGCCAACACGUAGAGGAGACACUCAGCACACUACGCUACGCACAGCAGGCGCGCUCCAUCGUCAACGUGGUGCGCAUCAAUGAGGACCCCAAGGCCAAGAUCAUCCGCCAACUGCGAGCGGAGAUAGAGCGUCUUCGCGCGGAGCAGGGCGGUGUGAUGACGGACGAGGCCCUGGCGUCCAGCGUGGCAGAGAUUGGACGUCUGAGGCAGGAGAUGGAGGAAAUGAGUCGGUCCUGGCAGGAGAGAUUGAGGCAGGCGGAGGAGAGGAAGGCAGAGGAGUUACAGUUGUUGGAGCGUGCCGGGAUCACCUUCAAGGUGGACAACCGACUGCCCAACCUGGUGAACCUGAACGAGGACCCGCAGCUGUCGGAGAUGCUGCUCUAUGUCAUCAAGGACGGCGAGACGCGCGUGGGCAGGAGGAUAGACGCCGCUCGGCACGAUAUACAGCUCACGGGGGCGCUCAUUGCUGACAACCAUUGACGGCCCUAGAUGAGCCAAGCUUCGCCAAGUCCCGUAUCCUGGAGCUCCUGGAGGCAGAGAAGAAACAAGUGGCCCAGCGUCUGGAGAAACUGCGAGCCAAACGCUCCGAGAUGUCCACCCCGGCACAGCUGACCGCGCUACACGAGGGACCCGCCAACAUGGCCGCCGGCAGCCCGUCCUCGCGCCGUGACCUCUACAAGGUCGCGCUCUUGCUGAGGGAGGCCAACAAGAUCAACCAGUAUCUGGCCACCAAUUUGGUGUUCAGCCGAGAAGACGUGUCUGACGAGGAGUGUGGCGGCACGUGUCGCACACAGAUCCGCGUGGUGAACACACGACACGGCAUGUUCACGCUGUGGCCCGUC
Aplysia californica (California sea hare) is the source of this 2819-nucleotide messenger RNA. RefSeq names its product kinesin-like protein KIF14. NCBI's taxonomy places the organism in Eukaryota, Metazoa, Mollusca, Gastropoda, Aplysiida, Aplysiidae. Gene Ontology annotation, cellular component: kinesin complex; microtubule. Gene Ontology annotation, biological process: microtubule-based movement. The record is from RefSeq and is a predicted model, not a curated record. Gene Ontology annotation, molecular function: microtubule motor activity; microtubule binding; ATP binding.